AUGGAAAAUUAUGAUUCGGCUAUUAAAUGUUUCUAAGAAAUAUCCGAUAUAGAAUAAAACGAAGAAAUCGAACAUAAUCUUGGAAUGUGCUUUUAUUUAAAAGGUGAUAUUGAUUAAUCUAUAGACCAUUUAUAAAACGCUUUGAAAAUAAACCCAAAAAAAGAAAAUGCUUUGUAUAAUUUAGGAAAUGCUUUAUCUAUAUUAUUUUAACCAGAAAAUAUUGAAUGGCUUAGCUAUGUAGCAGAAGUCUUUUUUAUAAAUGAAGAAUACGAUAAUGCAAAAAAAUUAUUCGAAAAAAUUCUAGAAUUAGAUAAUAUGAAUAUAGAUGCUAAUUUAAAAAUGGCUUAAUUAGAAUAUGCUUAAAAAAAUACUUAAAAUGCAAUUUUACAUAUGAAUAAAGUAUUAUAUUAAUAAUCUGAUAAUGUAGAAGCUUAAAAGCUCAAAAAAAUUAUAUUAGGUUAAUGA
This is a messenger RNA of Ichthyophthirius multifiliis, 465 nucleotides long. RefSeq lists its product as hypothetical. Gene Ontology annotation, molecular function: protein binding. Lineage: Eukaryota; Ciliophora; Oligohymenophorea; Hymenostomatida. The transcript has 3 exons. The record is from RefSeq and is a predicted model, not a curated record.